CAGUCAAAGGCCAUCAACAGAGAAGACGACAGCAAACAACAUUGAUCAGAAGCUUGCCUAACCUCUAUCCACUACCAUUUUAUUAGUUAUUUUUAUGAUAUUAUAGAAUAUUUUAACUGAGAAAAUGUUGGAAAUAGAUGAAGAUGCAAUUUCAAAUAAAUUACAAUUCUUGAAAGAUGAAUCUCAAGACACAAGUAUACCAUGGUUAAAUCCAUCCACAAUACCAAAUCAAACUCCACGAAAAAGAGUAGAUCCUUUUCCAGGAGCUUGUAUAAAGUGUUUUAGCAUGGAAGGUGAAAAAUUAUUUGUAAAUGUAUGCCAUUCCAAAGAAAUCGCUGCACCGGAUGAUAUAUCUGAUGAACAAUUUUCUCAAAUGAUAACUGGAGAUGACAACCCUUUUGUGAUUCCAAUGGCUAUUGGUUUUGAAAAAAAAUCUAAAGAUAAAGACGAAGUGGAAAGAAAAACUUUCGAUAUUCUACUAAAUACACAGUACUUUCAAAAAUGUAUGACAAAAAAGCCUUUUUGGUACUUUACAAUUUCUGCGAUAAUAGAAUCUAUCAAUGAUAAAUACAAAAUGAACAUAGAUAAUUCAAAAUAUGUAGUUUUAAAAAACAAAAAGGUAAUGGGAAGUUUAGAUACAUUUGUUAUUGAAGAUAGAAAACCAAAAAAACCUGUGAUAAAGAAACCUUUGAUACAAGAAGUUCAUCAUCAACAAAUUAAGCCAGCUGUAAAAGAAAAAAUAGAUUCUACACUAAAUCAAGAUUUGAAUCUUUCAGAAAAUGAUAACUAUAAAAAAAAUUUGAAAUCGCAAAAUUAUGUUAUUCUCAAAGCAUCUGACCAAAAAUACCUGAAUGGUUACUUUUACUUACCGUUAUCAAAUUUAAAUGAUAUACUUAUAGAUGUUGGAGAAAAUAGAAUAAUAGUUGAAAACCAAAAAUUAGAACUUCUAAUUGAUUCUUAUUUACCAUGCAGCAUAGAUAAUUUCGAGGUUACAGCAAAUUAUGAUAACAAAUUACAAAUAUUACAUUUACUUCUACCACUAAAAGAUAACUCUGUUUAGUGAAAAAAAUUUUAAUUUCAAAGUUUUAAUACAUUACUAAUGAGAUGUAAAACAAGAAAUAAAUAACCAUGUACAGUUUCGCAAUAAAUGGCUAGUUUAGAGUUGUGAGA
Messenger RNA from Trichogramma pretiosum, 1170 nucleotides. RefSeq names its product PIH1 domain-containing protein 1-like (gene PIH1D1). The transcript is spliced from 7 exons. NCBI's taxonomy places the organism in Eukaryota, Metazoa, Arthropoda, Insecta, Hymenoptera, Trichogrammatidae. The coding region runs from base 125 to 1060 and encodes 311 amino acids. Gene Ontology annotation, biological process: box C/D snoRNP assembly; rRNA processing. The record is from RefSeq and is a predicted model, not a curated record. Gene Ontology annotation, cellular component: R2TP complex; cytoplasm; ribonucleoprotein complex.